Molecule: messenger RNA, 603 nt
Organism: Penicillium alfredii
Lineage: Eukaryota; Fungi; Ascomycota; Eurotiomycetes; Eurotiales; Aspergillaceae
Product: palmitoyltransferase YKT6
Exons: 6
Coding region: 1-603 (200 amino acids)
Biological process (GO): endoplasmic reticulum to Golgi vesicle-mediated transport
Cellular component (GO): Golgi apparatus; membrane
Molecular function (GO): SNAP receptor activity
Source: RefSeq, a predicted model, not a curated record
AUGAAGAUUUUCUAUAUGGGCGUUCUUCGGAACGACACUGAACCCGCCCUUCAGCUAUGCGGGGAGAAGGAGCUCAGCAGCUUUUCGCGCUUCACUCGUCAAAAUUACGAGGAGUUCCUGAUGCUGUUUUGCCGCACGGUUGCGGAACGUACGAAGCCCGGACAACGACAGGAUAUUGAGGAGAAGGCCUACACAUUCCACGCCUACGCCCGGACAGAGGGUGUUGCCGGUGUCAUCGUGACGGACGGUGACUACCCCGCGCUGGUGGCCCACCAACUCCUUUCCAAGAUUGUCGACGAGUUUCUUGCCAAGCAUCCACGCACCUCUUUUUCUGAUCCGGCCCUACGCGAGAACGCGUGCCCCCUGCCCCAGCUCAAAGACUACAUCACCAAAUACCAGGACCCCAGUCAGGCGGACAGCAUCAUGAAGAUCCAACAGGAGCUCGACGAGACCAAGAUUGUCCUGCACAAGACGAUCGAGAGUGUACUGGAACGUGGCGAGAAGAUUGAUUCACUGGUUCAAAAAAGUGAUGGACUGUCGGCGCAGAGUAAGAUGUUCUAUACCCAGGCCAAGAAGCAAAACUCUUGCUGCGUUGUGAUGUAG